CAGGGGGCGCUCGCAAACGCGUCCACGUCCCUGUGACGCGUAACCUCUGACCCCGGCAAGUUUCCCACGUGGUUCAAUGGACGGGAGCGAAGAAAACGUGCCGGUUGUCGAAAAGAGUCCAGGAAUGAAGAAGAAGGAGAAAACGGACAAGAAGAGGAGUUUGCAACACGAGGAGGAGGAUCAGCUCAUCGAAUUCAACAAAGAACCUGUCGAUAAAGAUGAAGACGAUGACGAUUUAUCAGACAGUGAAGACAGUGUCUACUCAGGACUGGAGGAGUCUGGGAGUGACUCAGAGGAGGAGGAGGAGGAGGGAUUAGAUGAGGAUGCAGAUGAGAAUGAAGACGAUCGAAAUCAACAGACAAAGAUAACGAAGAAUACAAAAAAAGAAGAGAAGGMUGAAAGUGAAGUAAAAGGAGAAGACGAGUAUCAGCAUGACAGCUCAGAUGAGGAGGACAUCAGAAACACGGUGGGCAACAUUCCUAUGGAGUGGUACAAAGACUUUCCUCACAUUGGCUAUGAUCUGGAUGGAAAGAAGAUCUAUAAGCCAAUCAGAAACAAGGAUGAGCUCGAUGAAUUCUUGGACAAAAUGGAGAAUCCUGAUUACUGGAGAACUGUUCACGACAAGAAGACGGCGAGCGACAUCGUGCUGUCAGACGAGCAGAUCCAGCUGGUGAAUCGUCUGCAGAGAGGACAGUUUGGAGACAUCAACUUCAAUGAAUAUGAGCCCACAGUGGAGUUCUUCAGUAAAGAUGUCAUGAUUCAUCCUGUCACAAACAGACCUGAAGACAAACGCAGCUUCAUCCCGUCGUUGAUUGAAAAGGAGAAGGUCUCCAAACUGGUGCACGCCAUCAAAAUGGGUUGGAUUAAACCUCGACGGGUGGAGGAUGACAGCAAAGGGCGAUACUACGACCUCUGGGCCAGUGAGGACUCUUCUAUUGUAGCCAAACACAAAAUGCACCUUCCAGCCCCUAAAAUCCGUCUGCCUGGUCACGAGGAGUCCUACAACCCCCCACCUGAGUACCUGUUCACAGAGGAGGAGAAAGCUCUCUGGGAGCAGCAGGAUCCCGUAGACAGGAAGCUGCCUUUCAUUCCCAACAAGUUCAACAGCCUCCGUCAGGUUCCAGCGUUCUCUCGGUUUAUCCACGAGAGGUUUGAGCGCUGCCUCGAUCUCUACCUGUGUCCCCGGCAGAGGAAGAUGAGGGUGAACGUGAAUCCUGAAGAUCUGAUCCCCAAACUUCCCAAACCAAAAGAUCUGGAGCCGUUUCCAACAACUCAGUCUCUGGUGUAUCGAGGUCACAGUGGUCUGGUUCGGUCCAUCAGUGUGUCUCCAACAGGACAGUGGCUUGCUUCAGGUAGCGAUGAUGGUUCGGUCAGAUUGUGGGAGGUGUGUACAUCUCGCUGUUUGAAAACAAUCCAGGUGGGCGGAGCUGUGAAGAGCGUGGCGUGGAACCCAAACUCCUCUGUUUGUCUGCUGGCUGUUGCUGUGAACUCAGAGGUCUUGAUUUUGUCCCCUGCUCUGGCAGGUAAACAGGUCGUCUCGUCGUCGGAGCAACUUCUCGCCGCUCAGCAGGAGGAGGAACCUUCUGAGGAGUCCGACACCGUCAUCUGGUCUAACACGGAGGGGGAGGAGCUAAAUCAGGGCAUUCGUCUCAAAAUCCAACAUCCUAAAGCUGUCCACCAGGUGACGUGGCACGCUAAAGGAGACUACCUGGCAUCAGUGAUGCCCGACAACACCAGCCACCUGCAGGUGUUCAUCCACCAGGUGAGCCGGAGGCGAAGCCAGAAUCCUUUCAGGAAGAACAAAGGUCUGGUCCAAAGUGUGUCCUUCCACCCUAUCCGGCCCUACUUUUUCGUGGCCACCCAGCGUUCCGUCAGGAUCUACAAUCUGGUCAAACAGGAAAUGACCAAAAAACUACAAGCCAACUCGAAGUGGAUCUCCAGCAUGGCCAUCCACUCUGGAGGUGAUCAUGUGAUCUGUGGGAGCUACGACUGCAGGCUGAGCUGGUUCGACCUCGACCUCUCAACAAAACCCUACAAGCUGCUGCGGCACCAUAAGAAGGCGGUGAGGAGUGUGGCCUAUCACAGAGGUUACCCGCUGUUCGCCUCGGCGUCGGAUGAUGGAUCAGUCAUCGUCUGUCAYGGGACUGUUUACAACGACUUGCUGCAGAACCCGUUGAUAGUUCCUGUGAAAGUUCUCAGAGGUCAUGUAGUCACUCAUGACCUCGGCGUUUUGGACGUGACCUUUCACCCCACGCAGCCUUGGGUUUUCUCAUCCGGGGCGGACGCCACCAUCCGACUCUUCACCUAACGAGCUGCUCUUUGUUUCGUUAUCUGCUGGUGAACCGGCUGAAGGUGUCAAACCUCCCUGGUGUAACCCCUGGUUGUUCUUUCCCACAGCACAGAGGAAGUCAUUUCCUGUGUUUUAUUUUACUGUUUAUAUUCAAUAAAAUGUCUGACUUUCUUAGGAUUCAUUGCUCGUUUAUUUUUUUAAACUGCAAUAAACAAACACUUAUUACCCCUGAA
Molecule: messenger RNA, 2523 nt
Organism: Austrofundulus limnaeus
Lineage: Eukaryota; Metazoa; Chordata; Actinopteri; Cyprinodontiformes; Rivulidae
Gene: bop1
Product: BOP1 ribosomal biogenesis factor
Biological process (GO): maturation of LSU-rRNA from tricistronic rRNA transcript (SSU-rRNA, 5.8S rRNA, LSU-rRNA); ribosome biogenesis
Cellular component (GO): preribosome, large subunit precursor; PeBoW complex
Molecular function (GO): ribonucleoprotein complex binding; protein binding
Source: RefSeq, a predicted model, not a curated record